Molecule: messenger RNA, 1752 nt
Organism: Leptidea sinapis
Lineage: Eukaryota; Metazoa; Arthropoda; Insecta; Lepidoptera; Pieridae
Gene: Hmgc
Product: hydroxymethylglutaryl-CoA lyase, mitochondrial
Exons: 6
Coding region: 659-1657 (332 amino acids)
Biological process (GO): ketone body biosynthetic process; L-leucine catabolic process
Molecular function (GO): hydroxymethylglutaryl-CoA lyase activity
Source: RefSeq, a predicted model, not a curated record
CAGUCAACCUCAAUUUUUUUCGACGUUUUCAUAGCUGUUCACGCUUAUAUGAUCUAACUUCUAAGCUCUUCUAAGGCAAAGGCAUAUCGUCAAAGCGGACAAAAAUUAAAUGUGCGCGCGGAUAUUUAAGCGCGACGCGCGGUUACUAGAGCGGUGUACCUUGUAAUUUGUGGAAAAGGAAAUAAUUUAUAUUACACAAUUUUUUCAUUUUUGGGAUUAUGUUUCGGAUUUUAUUCCAAAUAUAUUUUUCUCUGUUUUAAUCGCAUUUCGAAAAGUGCAAGUGCAGCUAUUCUUAUUUGUUACUUUUCGUACGUCGCGGGCAAAACACAAAAACCGCGCGAAUGCUCAAAACUAGAUCAUAUAGAGGAUAAAAGACGAUACGUUGGUCAAAACUUUUUCCAUCAAUUUAUUUAAAAUUGUUACUUAUAAGUUAAAUUAUUAACAAUGAAAAAAGAAUGUAAAUACGGCACGUAAAUGGAAUUAUGAUAAGAAAAACCUCUAAAAUUAAACAACACGUGAUCAGACGAUGAGAAUUGCGUUAUCACUUAUUUAUUAUCAUAUUAAAUUGGGUAUGCUAAUACGAGUACGUUUGCUAACAAACAUUUGUAACCCAAUUAAAACACUUCUACUGAAUUAAAACAUAAGUAAUUUGACCAUUAUGUAUAGAAGAAGUGUUCCCGAACUAUUUAGAUUUUGUUGUGUACGCUCUAUCGUUAAUAAUGCUCCUGAUAUCAGAAUAUAUGAAGUUGGACCAAGAGAUGGAUUACAAAAUGAAUCAAAAUUUGUACCAACAGAAAUAAAAGUCGAGUUAAUACACAAAUUGACAAGUGCUGGAAUAAAAGAUGUUGAAGCAGCGAGCUUUGUUAGCCCUAAGUGGGUCAAACAAAUGAGUGAUGGUGUGGAUGUGAUGAAAAAUAUAAAACGUGAAAAAGGUGUGAACUAUCCUGUUCUGAUACCCAAUUUAAAAGGAUAUCAAAUUGCUAAACAAUGCAACAUUGAAGAGGUAGCUAUAUUUCCGGCUGGCUCGGAAGGAUUCUCACAGAAGAACCUUAACUGUUCUGUUAAGGAGGCCAUAAAAAGAUUCAAAGAAGUUGCAGAUCAAGCUAUCAGAGAUGGAUUAAGAGUGAGAGGAUACAUAUCAUGUGUUCUAGGCUGCCCAUAUGAUGGACCAGUUAGUCCAAAAACUAUAGCAAAUAUAACAGAAGAGGUUCUCGAUAUGGGAUGUUAUGAGGUAUCUCUGGGAGACACAAUUGGUGUGGGAACGGCUGGAUCAGUGCGACGAUUAAUGAAGGAAGUGUUGAAUGUUACAACACCUGAUAAAAUUGCUCUGCAUUUCCACGACACUUAUGGACAGGGAUUAUCCAAUUUGGUGGCUGGACUUGAGUUCGGAGUGAGGACUGUGGAUUCCUCCAUCUCGGGGCUCGGAGGGUGCCCGUACGCCCGCGGCGCCACAGGCAAUCUCGCCACCGAAGACCUUGUUUAUUUCUUAUACGGCUUAGGGGUCAACACAAACAUUGACCUAGUAAAACUAAUUGAAGCCGGCCGAUAUAUUUCCAACUUUCUGGCCAAGCCGACAGAGUCUAGAGUCAAUCGAGCGUUGGGCGAUCGGUUUAAAAAUCAUCAAGACAUCGUUAAAAUUGCUUCAUGUGCGGUGUAACGCACGGUUAUUAAAACCUCGUAAAAGCCAUUGUUAUGUAAAUCUGUCGAUAGUUAUUUGUAAGAAUGUUCAAUAAAACUAUUUUAUGCAUAUCA